GGGAGGGAGGGCUGCCGUGCAGCAGGAACUGUGCAGAUACACACACGGGGAUCCAGGGACAGCAGCCCCCUUGCACUGGGAUCUAGAGCCACAGCACGACAGAGAGAGUUAAAGGAAAACCCUCAUCUAACACAACACAAUGGCAGACAAAAUUAAAGACGCAAAGAUCAUCUUUGUAGUGGGUGGGCCUGGCUCUGGAAAGGGCACCCAGUGUGAAAAGAUAGUUGCAAAGUAUGGUUACACCCACCUGUCAUCUGGGGAUCUGCUCCGUGCUGAGGUGGGCUCUGGCUCUGAGAGGGGCAAGCAGCUCCAGGCCAUCAUGCAGAAGGGAGAGCUUGUUCCCCUGGACACAGUCCUCGACAUGAUUAAGGACGCCAUGAUCGCCAAGGCUGAUGUCUCCAAGGGCUUCCUUAUUGAUGGCUACCCCCGUGAGGUGAAGCAAGGCGAGGAGUUUGAGAAGAAGAUCGGCAAACCCUGCCUGCUGCUGUACGUCGAUGCCAAAGGCGAGACCAUGGUCAAGAGGUUGUUGAAGCGCGGUGAGACAAGCGGCCGCUCUGAUGACAACGAGGAGACGAUCAAGAAGCGUCUGGACUUGUAUUACAAAGCAACUGAGCCAGUCAUCGCUUUCUAUGAGGGCCGUGGCAUCGUCAGGAAAGUGGACUCUGAGCUGCCUGUCGAUGAGGUCUUCGGCCAAGUCUCAAAGGCUAUUGAUGCACUGUAGUAAAACAACGUAACUGGA
This is a messenger RNA of Notolabrus celidotus (New Zealand spotty), 739 nucleotides long. It is a transcript of the gene ak1, whose product is annotated as adenylate kinase 1. Gene Ontology annotation, cellular component: cytoplasm; cytosol. Bases 140 to 721 code for a protein of 193 amino acids. Gene Ontology annotation, molecular function: nucleoside diphosphate kinase activity; ATP binding; AMP kinase activity. The transcript is spliced from 7 exons. The record is from RefSeq and is a predicted model, not a curated record. Gene Ontology annotation, biological process: ATP metabolic process; nucleoside triphosphate biosynthetic process. Lineage: Eukaryota; Metazoa; Chordata; Actinopteri; Labriformes; Labridae.